AAACCAAGAGAGAGAGAGAGGGAGAGAGGGAGAGAAAUGGAAGAUUCCAUCUCUACCUUCUGCAAAACCCUCUCCUCUUUCUGUAAUCACAUCCAAUCCACCUCCGACGCUCUCAAGGAAUCUGUCCAUCGCCGUCCCAUCCCCCUCGAUUCAGCAUCAUCCACCUUCAUCCAAUGCCUUAACCGCCGGGUCUCGUCUGCGGGCCCCGAUCUCAACCUGCUUGAGUCGAUGGUGCUCGGGACCGUCUCAUUCGAAGAGCUUCUUGGCCACUGCAAUGAGGCCUACAGGAAGAACCAGACCGAUCUUGCGGAACUCGAAGAUCGCUUCCAGAGCUUUGGAUAUGUGCCUGAAGUUGAAGUGGAUGAUGAAGAUGGAGUUUCAGUUUUGGCGACUCCUGUUGGUAUAGACUCGAAGUUUCUAAGCCCACAGGAGCCAGUUUCUCCAGCGGGGUCUCUUAGGAAGAGGCUGGAAGAUGAUCCUUUAUUUGAUGAUUCCGUGUGUUUACAAGAUCUCGGGCUGUCUGAUGUUUGUCUCGCCACUUUAGCUUCCGAAGCUGAUGAUGAACUUGCAAGUCCAAAGAUGUUGUCACAAAAUCCAACAAGUUAUGACAAUGACCAACCAUCUGAAAAGAAAGUCAGCAAUGGACCUCUCAUGAAGGACUCGGGCACCAUAGGAGAGAAAAAUAUCUAUCCUCUUAAUUCUGCAGGCCAAUUGGGAGAUGUUCCUAAUUCAAUUGGAAGUGUUGCUAAAACUAUAAUAAAGAUUACCAAGGAUGACUAUGAUGAACUUCCUUCCUAUAUGAAGAGCCUAGCAUCAUGGGAGGAUUUGCAAGCAAUUGUUGUAAAGAUGAACUCAGUCCUCUGCAAGAGAGAGAAACCAAUUGGGGGCAACUCAUUCAACCCAGACGAAAUUGCGUCACUGGAAUUGGGGCCGAAGGGCAGGUCUUAUUUGCUGAUGCUCUUGCGAAUGAAUCGGUUGGUUGUCGAGACCGUUGAAGGCUCCAUCUCCUAUCGUGUUACUGAUGACACGUGUAAGUGACGCAUACGUGCAUCACCAGUUCUGCUCAUCAGGUGAUCCCAACACUUAAAAAAAACGAUAUUUACAUCAUAUGAGACCUACAGGAUCUUCGGGUGGGCCGCACGCAAAAAAACGAAAAUUAACUGAAGGCUACACGUGUGACUCGCCUGGGAUCAUACACGUCCAAUUCUAUAUGGCAUAGAAUCUACAUUGAAGAUUGUGUAUAUUAAGUUUGUGUUGUAUAUUUGAAUGACUCUAGUAUUUCAAAUGCCAGGCAUUGAAUAUCC
Messenger RNA from Magnolia sinica, 1304 nucleotides. RefSeq lists its product as uncharacterized. The record is from RefSeq and is a predicted model, not a curated record. Gene Ontology annotation, cellular component: outer kinetochore. Gene Ontology annotation, biological process: chromosome segregation. NCBI's taxonomy places the organism in Eukaryota, Viridiplantae, Streptophyta, Magnoliopsida, Magnoliales, Magnoliaceae. The transcript has 9 exons. Bases 37 to 1038 code for a protein of 333 amino acids.